GGCUGUGGGUGGGGGAGGGGAUGGACCAAGUCCCGAGUUGUCCCGAUGGGGGUUCGGGAAGGUUUAGAAACUAAGAUUCUAUUCCCUGGCUCUGCACCGGGUUCCCUAACCCCCUCUCCGUUGGUUCUCACACCUCCGGGCUUGAGACUGAAAGAGCAUCCCGGGAAGGGGCAUUCCAGCCCUGAAGCAGCCUAUUCGGAGACCCCCAAAUUCUGAUCUUGAAGUUGGAGGCCCCGGGGGAAGUUCAUUUCUAACCUUUUAGAAGAGUUAGAGGGUUUGAGGCUGCCUGAUCCCAGCCGAGUGUGUGGGGCGCCAAGGCUCAGGCAGCAUGACGACGGAGACCUUCGUGAAGGAUAUCAAGCCCGGGCUCAAGAAUCUGAACCUCAUCUUCAUUGUGCUGGAGACAGGCCGAGUGACCAAGACAAAGGACGGUCACGAAGUUCGGACCUGCAAAGUGGCAGACAAAACGGGCAGCAUCAAUAUCUCUGUCUGGGACGAUGUGGGCAACCUGAUCCAGCCUGGGGACAUUAUCCGGCUCACCAAAGGGUAUGCUUCAGUGUUCAAAGGUUGUCUGACAUUGUACACUGGCCGUGGGGGUGAUCUUCAGAAGAUUGGAGAAUUCUGUAUGGUUUAUUCUGAGGUUCCUAACUUCAGUGAACCAAACCCAGAGUACAGUGCCCAACAGGCACCCAACAAGACGGUACAGAACGAGAGCAGCCCUACAGCUCCCCAGCCUACCACCGGACCACCUGCUGCUUCUCCAGCCUCUGAGAGCCAGAACGGGAAUGGACUGAGUGCCCCACCAGGUCCUGGUGGUGGCCCUCAUCCCCCUCACACUCCUUCCCACCCCACCAGCACCCGAAUUACCCGAAGCCAACCCAACCACACACCUGCUGGCCCUCCUGGCCCUUCCAACAACCCUGUCAGUAACGGCAAAGAAACCCGGAGGAGCAGCAAGAGAUAGCAAGACUUUCUUCCUCCUUUCCUACCACUGACCAUAACCCAAGUGUCUGCUAGAGAACACAGCCUUCUCCCGGGCUGCUGGCUUGGGGGUGGGAAGGGGUAUUUUAGCCACUAAACUUCACUGAAGAGGUGGUGAGAAGUGGCUUUAUCCCCCCUAAGCCCAUACUCACCCCUUUGUCCAGCUGAAGCUGCCUGUGACCUCUUUAGAAAUGAGUUAUGGUCUGUUUCUUGUACAUGUUUGAUGUGGAAAUCUAAUUGAAUCCCUUCUUCCCAAUAAAUGUUACCACUCUGUA
Miniopterus natalensis is the source of this 1256-nucleotide messenger RNA. It is a transcript of the gene NABP2, whose product is annotated as nucleic acid binding protein 2. Gene Ontology annotation, biological process: response to ionizing radiation; mitotic G2/M transition checkpoint; double-strand break repair via homologous recombination. Lineage: Eukaryota; Metazoa; Chordata; Mammalia; Chiroptera; Miniopteridae. The record is from RefSeq and is a predicted model, not a curated record. Gene Ontology annotation, cellular component: SOSS complex. Gene Ontology annotation, molecular function: DNA binding.